UUUUAAAAAAAUCCCUUCUUAAAAACUGCAUAAAGUAGCUUGGUAUCUCUGGAAUAGUGAGGUAAAACAUCCUUUAGGAAAAAUUCUUCAGGCCUAAAUGUGAAUGAGUUGACAAUUCUCAGAAAAAUUAGUCUUGCGACAAAACUAAUUGGAGUUGUGUUUAUUUUCAGCAAUGCUUAUUUUCUGAUUUACUAGUCUUUGGCUGUUUUGUUUUAAUUUUUCAGUUUGCUUUUGUAGCUGUGACCAGUGUCUCCGCUGUACCUUCCUACCUCCUUUUUCACAAUGACACUCACAGGAUAUUUAAACAUUUUAGAAGAUUGCACACAUGCAAAAAAGUGCUUGAGAAUGUUUGUUUUCCUCUUCCCAAUCAAAAUUUCUGUUUCAGGUUCUUCUGCAGCUUGGGCUGGGGCUGCCAAUGCCAGAUGGCACCGUUUCUGAGAAAAGAGCUAGCUUUUGCUUAGAAGUAAUACCCACAAACAAUGCCAAAUUAGCAUAAGCAAAUGUCAGUGCGUUAACACAAAGCCAACACUCUUUCUAUCUUUUCUUUCCUUCCUAGGCCAUGGGUGUUGAGAGUGACCAGGAAAUUGUACAGAUGAUUGGAACAGAGGAGCACGUGAUGGCUGCAUUUGGACCCAGUUUGGAAGAGUGCCAGAAAGCUCAGAUUUUCACACAGAUGCAGGUUAAUGUUGCCUAUUUUAGAACUUUAUGGAAUUGUGAAGAAUAUACUCUUUUUGCGUCCAGUUUCUUCUCACAUCUCAGUUUGGAGGCUAAAUGUUUACUGGAAAUACCUGAUCUGAUCAUAACAUUUACAGUUGAAAAAGUAAAUUCACAAGUAGAUACCACCCACUUGGAGAUUGAGCCCUUCACUCUUCUUGGUGUUUGUGCUGGCCUCAUCCCAUACCCUCAUCAUAACCAGUCCCCAAGAAACACGUAUCAGUGUGCCAUGGGAAAACAAGCCAUGGGUACCAUUGGAUACAACCAGCGGAACAGAAUCGAUACUCUCAUGUAUCUGCUAGCAUACCCACAAAAACCCAUGGUUAAAACAAAGACCAUUGAGUUGAUAGAAUUUGAGAAACUGCCCGCUGGACAGAAUGCAACGGUUGCCGUGAUGAGUUACAGUGGCUAUGAUAUUGAAGAUGCCCUCAUUUUAAACAAGGCCUCCUUGGACAGGGGCUUUGGGCGUUGUCUUGUAUAUAAAAAUGCUAAAUGUACAUUGAAACGCUAUACCAAUCAGACCUUUGAUAAAGUGAUGGGGCCGAUGUUGGACGCUGCCACAAGGAAACCCAUCUGGCGACACGAAAUUUUAGAUGCGGAUGGUAUUUGUUCUCCAGGUGAGAAGGUAGAAAACAAACAAGUGCUGGUAAAUAAGUCCAUGCCUACAGUAACUCAGAUUCCUCUGGAAGGAAGUAAUGUGCCGCAGCAACCACAGUACAAGGAUGUGCCCGUCACCUACAAAGGGGCAACGGAUUCAUAUAUUGAAAAAGUGAUGAUCUCUUCAAAUGCUGAAGAUGCUUUUCUGAUCAAAAUGCUGCUGAGACAGACCAGGCGUCCAGAGAUUGGAGACAAAUUCAGCAGCCGUCAUGGGCAAAAAGGUGUUUGUGGCUUGAUCGUCCCUCAGGAAGACAUGCCAUUUUGUGAUUCUGGCAUCUGUCCGGACAUCAUAAUGAACCCACACGGCUUCCCAUCGCGAAUGACGGUGGGGAAGCUGAUUGAGCUGCUGGCCGGCAAGGCUGGCGUGUUGGACGGCAGGUUCCACUAUGGCACUGCGUUUGGAGGCAGCAAAGUGAAGGAUGUGUGUGAAGACCUCGUUCGCCAUGGUUAUAACUACUUGGGGAAAGACUAUGUUACAUCUGGCAUCACAGGUGAACCCUUGGAAGCAUACAUCUAUUUUGGCCCGGUGUACUAUCAGAAACUGAAGCACAUGGUACUGGAUAAGAUGCACGCCCGGGCCCGGGGACCACGAGCUGUUCUUACCAGGCAGCCCACCGAAGGUCGAUCUCGUGACGGCGGUUUGCGUCUUGGAGAGAUGGAACGUGACUGUUUAAUCGGUUACGGAGCCAGUAUGCUUUUACUGGAGAGACUAAUGAUUUCGAGUGAUGCCUUUGAGGUUGAUGUCUGUGGGCAGUGUGGACUUCUGGGGUAUUCUGGCUGGUGCCAUUACUGCAAGUCGUCAUGCCACGUGUCCUCCCUCCGCAUCCCGUACGCCUGCAAACUGCUCUUCCAGGAGCUGCAGUCGAUGAACAUCAUUCCCCGCUUAAAACUAUCCAAAUACAAUGAGUAAGGAUGGAAAAGGUCAUUAUUUAAAGAGAACCACCGAUAAGCCCAACACAAUGGAAAGCAGAGGGGAUUGAGGACCACGUCUGCUUCUGGGAAUAAUUCCCUUGAAUGUCCCCCCUAAGAAAGGAAGAUAGAGAGGCUUUCUUGCCCUGCGGAUGGACAAUGCAGCCGUGAUCAGUGAGCCUCGGGCCAUGGGAGACAUGCCCCCCCACAUGGACCAUGAUGCAGUCUCCCUGUUCCUGGACUGAAUGCAAUUCACAAAUGGAUGUGACCUAAAAGAUAAAUAAACUUUUAUUUAUGUUCUGGUAUCUUGAAAUUUACUCAUGAGAAAGACCUUCCUCCUUUAAAAGAACAUUUGGGACUAAAUUCCCCAUGAUACCUUCCUGACUAACAAAACACAAAGACUCUUAAGACACCUGAAGGGUAUGAAGAGUCUCUGAAUGGUUGGCGUGGCCUUUGUCGAGGUGGCUGAUAGGACAGUGUGUGAAGGGAGAGAGCUGUGGGAAGCCGAGAGCCCCGGAUAAAGGGACGGCUUUCCUACCUGGUACUGUGAAAUAUAAUAAAUAAAUUCCUACCAUCUUAAGCAAGUUUA
Molecule: messenger RNA, 2869 nt
Organism: Leptonychotes weddellii (Weddell seal)
Lineage: Eukaryota; Metazoa; Chordata; Mammalia; Carnivora; Phocidae
Source: RefSeq, a predicted model, not a curated record